Molecule: messenger RNA, 1161 nt
Organism: Globicephala melas (long-finned pilot whale)
Lineage: Eukaryota; Metazoa; Chordata; Mammalia; Artiodactyla; Delphinidae
Gene: SPATA1
Product: spermatogenesis associated 1
Source: RefSeq, a predicted model, not a curated record
GUUACAGCAUCAUUGGAGGAGAUUUUAACAAAACUUCGAGAAGAUUUGGAACUUUACUAUAAAAAAUUGCUCAUUCAGCUUGAAGCCAGGGUGAUCAAGAUGAGACCAAAGAAUCUGGCAACCAUCACAGACUCUAAGAUGAGAAAACAAGCAGUUUCAGAAUUACGCACAUUGAAAGCUGAACUGGCACAGAAGAAAUUUAUUACAUCUUUUCAAUCUCAAUAAGGAUCAUUCUGGGCAGUCUUCCUGAUGCCAUCACAGCCUCUGCCUGAACCCCAACAGGAAGGUCCAAAGCAGCAGGUGCAAACCCAGACGGGGAAAACUGGUGGAUUACUCUGUGUCCAGAAAAAUGGAGCUCAAGGCCACGAACAGAUACACCAUCCCAGGGAACCUUGCUGUCUUCCCCUAUCUGACUAUGGGGCUGCUAGCUAUUGGCUGGUUCUUCACUCGCUGGUACUUUGUUUAUGAAGCCACCUCCACCAAGCACUCUCAUGAUAUGUACAAAAAGCUUCUCAUCUCCUUGGUGGCCUUGCUAUUCAUUGACUUUGGAGUUCUCUUCCUGUUACUCUGGGUUGGCACCUACAUAUGAGCUCCUAAGGGAUCCAACCAGGUAGAUUCAUUGAAUCUUGGUUUUUGUAAAUUAUUUUUUUUUAACUGUUGCUGGAAGUGUCCCACCUGCUGCUCACAGUAAAGGCAGAUGUGGAAAGAGAAAGAAAGUAGAAAGAAAGAAAGAAGACAGGAAGAAGAAGAAGAAGAAGAGAAAGAAAGAAAGAAAGAAAAAGAGAGAGAGAGAGAGAGAGAGAAAGAAGAAAGAAAGAGGAGGAAGGGACGGAGGGAAGGAGGAAAGAAGGAAGGAAGGAAUUAGGAAGGAAAGAAAGAAAUCCUGAAUAGGAACUUCAGAAUAAGUUUGAUGCUGGUAAGCUGCCCAGCAUUGCCCCUGACCUUCAGAACUAGGACCACGUCAUCCUCAUAGCAUUUACUCAGGGCCACAGCUGCAAAGUCAUGGAAACCUGCAAAGCAAGCCCAUCAUCAGACAAUAAAAAUCAUAAUAGCACUUAUGAUGUGCCAGGCACUGUUGAUUUAGUCAUUAAAAAAAAAAAAAAAGCAAAACUACCUUUUGUGGUAAUGCUAUUAUUAUCCCUCAUUAGAAUUCUCUAAAAA